Molecule: messenger RNA, 1440 nt
Organism: Leguminivora glycinivorella
Lineage: Eukaryota; Metazoa; Arthropoda; Insecta; Lepidoptera; Tortricidae
Exons: 1
Source: RefSeq, a predicted model, not a curated record
AUGAAUUUAAAAUACAUGGACCCAACUACGAAGAUCCUGAAAACCACUAAGGAUCUAAUUAGUGAGUACUCGGACAGCCUCAAUCUUAAUGUUGCAAGUUUAGUUCCUGAUUGCCCGGUGCCUCCGAAGUUGUAUGGAUUGCCUAAAAUACACAAGCCAAAUGCUCCGCUACGUCCAAUAGUGAGUCAGAUCGAUGCUCCUACGUAUAAAUUGGCUCAGCACCUAGCGGGAGUCCUUUCACCAUUGCGAGGUGGCACCAGCUCUCAUACAAAGGAUUCUUACCAUUUCAUCAGUGAAAUUAGAGAUCUCACAUUAACUGAUGAUGAAAUCAUGGUCUGUUUUGAUGUUCAGUCGCUAUUACCGAAUCUACCGGUGAAAGACUGCAUUGAAAUUGUCAAGAAGAGGUUGAGAGAGCAGAACAUGUCUGAGAACUACGCCAAGUUGUUGGAACAUUGCCUCACAUCGGGCUACUUGCUAUGGAAUGGUGAAUUCUACCUUCAAGUGGACGGCGUGGCAAUGGGGUCUCCGGUGUCUCCAGUAGUCGCCGACAUCUUCAUGGAGGACUUUGAGGAGAGAGCGCUCUCAUUGGCUGCCGUCCAGCCGAAGAUAUUUAAAAGAUACGUAGAUGACACUUUUACUAUACUUCCUAAAAGUAAUGUUUCAACUUUCUUAGACCAUUUAAAUUCUAUCCAUAGUAAAAUACAAUUUACUAUGGAAUUGGAGAAAGACUGUUCCCUUCCCUUCUUGGAUGUUCUCAUUUUGAGGAAUCCUGAUAAUAGCUUAGGUCGCACUGUGUAUAGAAAACCUACUCAUACUGAUAGGUACUUAAAUGGCAAAUCCCACCACCAUCCCAGUCAACUAGCUACUGUAGGCAAAUCUUUGUUUCAGAGAGCCCAAAGGAUAUGUGACGACCAACAUUUGACCGCGGAGCUUCGACAUGCCAGGCAGGCGCUGUUGGCGAACGAGCUCAAGAUACCGCGUGUCAAGCAGAAGGCCCGUUUGAAGAUCCCUACAGUCGAGCGCCGGCCUGCAAUUCUCCCUUUUGUUAGAGGGGUCACAGAUAGGAUCAGCCACAUCUUGAAACGGGCUUCUAUUAAAACUUAUUUCAAGCCUAUGAAGAAGAAGAUGUCCCAAUUCCUGAGGCCUGUGAAAUGUCAAACUCCUCUACAAAGCGCGGGAGUGUACAGGCUAGACUGUGAGUGCGGCCUGUCAUAUGUGGGACAGACGAAACGAAGCAUUUCCACACGGGUGAAGGAACACAUAGCGGAUGUCAAGCACCGUCGGCAAAGGUCUGCAGUCUCUGAACAUGUCAUGGAUAAAGUCAAUCAUGCUAUAAAGUUUGACAAGCCUCUGGUUCUCGCUAAGGAGAAGCGAUAUAUACCCAGAAUGUUGCGAGAGGCCAUUGAGAUCAAGAAAUAUCCAAACUUUAAUAGAGAGGAU